ACCGUACCUUAGAGACGAGUUUCAUUGACUGGUAGUAGGUUUCACUUUUGCCUUGGGUAUAUUUUGACAACUCAUUGCGUUUGGCGUGCCUUCAGACUGUCUCUGGAGUUCAUAAUUAUUACAUCGCAAAAAAUAUGGCAGGCCUGGAGCUGCUGUAUGAGUUGGUGGAAAGCAGUAUUUCUUGCCCACAAGAUGCAUUUGUGUGUUUCCUUCACUGGGAGAUCGUUAGUUGUGGAUACAAGUGUGUAGGUACAGGAGACGCGCCAAGAGUCAGCAAAAAGAAGUCAGAAUCGUUACCAGCCAACUGGAAUGCCAGUCCAGAACUUUACACUUUGUACUAUGUGUCAGACGAUGAUAAAAACAACCUUCUUGCUAAGGUCAUAACAGCAGAUGACAGUCUUAUCAUCAACGUAAUGAAUCCUGAGACGGAGCAGGUAGCUGACCUAACGGUGAACAUAAGUGAUUACAUUGAUUCGGACAACCUCCAUGAUUUCAGCAGGGUAUUCUCGGAUAAACGCAAAUUAAAAAAGCUUAUUAAGAGUAGUAUCUUAUCCCCAUUAUGUGAUGGAAAGGAGAAACAGGGGACUGCUGCCAAACAACGAGCUUCUACACACACUGAAACCAUUCCUGAGAAGGAUUAUGACUCUGACCCACUGAGAAUCCCUUUUGCCGGAAGGUAUCCCAGGAGGUCAGAUCCACCUGAUCCUCUGGCACCAUUUGUAACAGGAGGGGCAGAUCGGGAUCCUUUUGGAGGUGGACGUGGUGGAAUGAUUAUGGACCCUUUAAGGACAGGAUUUCCAAGAUCUGGAUUUGAUCCAUCAUCAGGCAUACCAGGGCGGCUUCCUCCAGGUGCAGUUCCGCCUGGGGCACGUUUUGAUCCAUUUGGACCAGUCUCCAGAACUCGUCCUGGGCCUGACCCAGACCACCUUCCACCACCUGGUUACGAUGACAUGUUCAUGUGAUGAUUUGGCAGGGAAUGCUCGAAAAGCUUUAUUCCACAUUGUUGCCCAAGUCUUCUAACCCAUCCAGACAGAAGAGCGUAUUGUAGUGGAACUGCUUCUCUUCAUUGCUAACUCAGUGCAGUUUUUCACUUGUCGAAUGAAACCUGAACUGAUGCAGUAUGCAAUGAUUUCAUUAAAAUAGCACUUAUGACGCUUACUGCAUUGAUAGUGUAUUGUGCAUUCUACUUUUAUAAGCUACAGGAGAGAUGAGUACACAGCAAAAAAAAAAUGUAUUUUCUAGAAUAUCUAAACAAAUGUAUACCCGUCUGUAGUUAAGCACUUUUUAAAAUCUUCUGUUCCUGUUGUAUAAGCUGUUCUGCAGAAAUAAUUUAUUUAUAACAUUGUUGUGGAUUUAUUGAGGUCAGAUGGACAUGGUCUGUGGUCUUCCAUCAGGCACAUUUUCUUUGUUGGAUGACUAAUAAGUGUGACAUUGCAAGGUUUAUGUUUAUUUUUUGCAAUAAGUCCGCUAGUCAAUGUUCCAGCAACCAUUUAUGUGACCUGUUGGUAAAUAUUACACCUGCAUGCAGAAUGGGCUUUGCAGCCAAACCUUAUGGGAAUUAUUUCGGAACCUUUAUAGACUUCAGUGCAAUGAGAACCCAUUUUGGAAGAUCCCCAGGUACUUCUAUGCAAAUGUCUGAAAGAGAUGGUUUCUGCUGUAAGUAGUAACAAAGACAUUUGUUUUUACAAAGGGUAAAUAAAUAAAAGCCUUCUAACAUUCACUUUUCAUCUAUUAAAUUAAUAGGAUAUUUUUCAUUAAAAAUGUCUGCAUUAUAAUUUGUUCUAAGCAAGUAAAAGUAUUGCUUCAGGAUGUCCUUACAUGAGUGGAAGAAGUUUUACCUGCCUUGUAAAUAAAUAAAUAUUUGUCAAGUGUUCAGUUCA
Protopterus annectens (West African lungfish) is the source of this 1880-nucleotide messenger RNA. RefSeq names its product proteasome inhibitor subunit 1 (gene PSMF1). The record is from RefSeq and is a predicted model, not a curated record. Bases 135 to 962 code for a protein of 275 amino acids. Gene Ontology annotation, molecular function: endopeptidase inhibitor activity; proteasome binding. Gene Ontology annotation, biological process: proteasome-mediated ubiquitin-dependent protein catabolic process. NCBI's taxonomy places the organism in Eukaryota, Metazoa, Chordata, Ceratodontiformes, Protopteridae. The transcript has 7 exons.